AUAUUUUCAGGUUCAAAGGUUGAUAGACCAGCAAUAAAAUACGAAUUUUUUGAACAACCCAUCAGAACUGCAGGAAUUACAGAUAGAGAUAAAAUUAGAGAAAUCGAAGGUCAAGCCAUUUCAUUUAAAAAGCAAACUAUGAUCGAUGUAAUCAAACAAAAAAUAAGAGAAAACCCAGAAAAGAAAGAGUAUUUUCAAGAUUUCUACAGAAAGUACAGGAAAGAAGAGAUUGAUAAAAUAAUUUCAAAAGAGAUAUCCACAAGAGAUAAUAAUUUUGUUUAUGACGAGAUUUCAUUAGAUAGACCAAAUAAUCCAGAGGAGGUUUUAAAAUUAUAUCUAGAUAGAAUCAACAUCAAACCAGAACUCAUAUUAAGCGAAAAACAGAUUGCACUCACCGAAUAUUUAACAAGUUUUAUUAAAGAUCCAGAAUCAAUAAAAGAAAUCAAUAAAUUAUGUAAAGAAGAAUUUGUAAUGGCAAGAGAUUAUUACAUUCAAGGCAAAUAUCAAGAGGCAUUUGAAAUAUUUUCAAAGCUAACCGAGAAAUAUUCACAUGGUUUUUCACAUAUAUUUUUAGGUGAAAUGUAUUAUACAGGUUCAACAGGUAUUGUUAAACAAGAUUUUAAUAUGGCAUUCGAACAUUUUACAAAAGCCUCUCACUUUAGAAUACCUGUAGCAUUUGGUAUGCUUGGUGAAUUAACUUAUAAAGGUUUAGCCGAACCAAACAUCAAAUUAGUGGCUAAAGAUAUCAAUGACAAUAUAGUCAAUGAAGAAAUAGAGGAUGAUAAUGAUAAUGAAGAAGAAGAAGAAGAAGAUAAAAAUCUCUAUACAUUCCCAAUGGUUUAUUUCAAUAUUGCAUCAGAUUUAAAUUUAAAGUCAUCAAUCGAACAAUUGGUAUUCAUCUAUAUGAAGUUAAAUAAUGUUCAUGGUGCAGUUCAUCACUUAAAGCGUUUAGCCUCAAAACAUAAUGACAUCAAUGCUUGUACAACUAUUGGCACACUUUUAUUGGAAGAUCACGACAAUUUCUCUAAAAAUAUUUUACUUUUUGCAAGCAAAAUGGGUGAUACCAAUGCUCAAACCCAUCUUGGUAGAUACUAUUACAACUGUAAAAACCCAGAUUACAAAAACUCAUUUUUACUUUGGGAAUCUGCUGCUCUUGAAGGAAAUGCUGAUGCUCAAUUCUAUCUUGGUGGUAUGUAUCAACAAGGUUUAAUUGUAGAAAGAAGUUCCAAAAAAGCUUUUGAGUUUUAUGAAAAAUCAGCAAGAGGUGGCAAUAGUAACUCUCAAUUUUUAAUUGGAAAGGCCUAUUACGAAGGUGAAGAACUCCCAAAAAAUGAAAAACUAGGUUUACAAUUUAUUACUAAAUCAUCCCAUUCAAAGAACGAACUAGCUAUAGAAUAUUUAAAUAAUAUA
This is a messenger RNA of Dictyostelium purpureum, 1410 nucleotides long. RefSeq lists its product as uncharacterized. The annotation marks the transcript as partial. The transcript has a single exon. Gene Ontology annotation, molecular function: protein binding. NCBI's taxonomy places the organism in Eukaryota, Evosea, Eumycetozoa, Dictyosteliales, Dictyosteliaceae. The record is from RefSeq and is a predicted model, not a curated record.